AUGCGGAUUCUGUUCUCGGAGGGCGAGACGACCUCGCUCGCGUCCAGCAUAACCAAAUUCCGCCUCGAGAAUGGGCGCAGGUAUCAUGCGCUCAAGGACGGUUCGUAUACGGUUCCCAACGACGACAUGGAAAACGAGAGGCUCGACAUCCAACACUACUCUUGCCUGUUGACACUUGACGGCCGCCUAUACACCGCACCAAUCGGGGACAAGCCGCUGAACCGCGUCUUGGACGGCGGCUGCGGAAUCGGGAACUGGACGAUAGAUUUCGCCGACGCGCACCCGGAAACAAAGGUGAGGCAGAUGUGUCCCGCGGUCCGUGUCGAUUUGAGCCCUGUUCAGUCUACCUUCGUCCCGCCAAACGUCGAGUUCUUCGUCGACGACAUCGAAGAAGAAUGGACCUACUCUGCACCAUUUGAUUUUAUAUACCUGCGGAUGUUGCUUGGAGCCAUUGGCGACUGGCCCAAGCUGAUUGCGCAAGCUUACCGGCACACGGCACCGGGCGGCUACGUCGAGCUGAUGGAUGCCAUCUACCCCGUGGAGAGCGACGACGGCACACUGACCGAGGACAGCGCCGUGUACAGGUGGAACAAGCUCUUGACCGAAGCGGCAGCCAAGGCGAAUAGGCGCCUCGACGAGGGCAGGAACCACAGGCAGAACCUGAUUGAUGCCGGGUUCCAAAACGUGACCGAGACGAGGUACAAGUGGCCGAUCAACACUUGGCCAAAGGACCCAAAGUUCAAGGAUCUAGGUGCCUGGACACUCGAAAAUUUCCUCCAAGGCGUGCAAGGAUUUACCCUCGCCUUGUUCACCCGCGUUCUCGGCUGGACGCAGGAAGAGAUUGAGUUAUUCCUGAUCGAAGUCAGGAAGGGGUAUAAGGAUAGGAGGAUCCAUGCCUACUGGCACAUUGUUGUGGUGCAUGGCCAACGGCCGGAAGAAGAGGCUGGGGCGUCAUGA
Molecule: messenger RNA, 957 nt
Organism: Parascedosporium putredinis
Lineage: Eukaryota; Fungi; Ascomycota; Sordariomycetes; Microascales; Microascaceae
Source: the annotation of a GenBank genome assembly